Molecule: messenger RNA, 1389 nt
Organism: Dioscorea cayenensis subsp. rotundata (Guinea yam)
Lineage: Eukaryota; Viridiplantae; Streptophyta; Magnoliopsida; Dioscoreales; Dioscoreaceae
Product: mitotic checkpoint protein BUB3.1
Exons: 9
Coding region: 154-1179 (341 amino acids)
Biological process (GO): mitotic spindle assembly checkpoint signaling
Cellular component (GO): kinetochore; phragmoplast; mitotic checkpoint complex
Molecular function (GO): ubiquitin binding
Source: RefSeq, a predicted model, not a curated record
UUUGCUGUAGAGCUUUGAAUCCAAUUUGAAAUUCUCUCCGUCCCCGCUCUCAAAUCUCCGUCGCCAUUGAAACCCUAAGGUCGAUCUCAUUCUCUCCAGAGAAAACCUAGUUUUGAUUUCAUCUCCAGUGUCUAGUUCCAAUUUCUGGCCGCCAUGAGCGCUGCUCCGCCGCCGGGGGGCGGGAGGGAGCUCUCAAAGCCUCCAUCCGAUGGGAUCUCCAACCUCCGGUUCUCUAAUCACAGCGAUCAUCUUCUCGUCUCUUCCUGGGAUAAGAGUGUGCGGCUGUAUGAUGCGAGCGCGAAUGUUCUGAAGGGAGAGUUCAUGCAUGGUGGCCCCGUUCUUGAUUGUUGCUUCCACGAUGAUUCAUCGGGGUUCAGUGCCAGCGCUGAUCACACAGUCAGGAGGUAUGUUUUUAGUUCUGGGAAGGAGGAUAUUUUGGGUCGACAUGAUGCUCCUGUUCGUUGCAUUGAGUACUCAUAUGCAGCAGGUCAAGUGAUCACAGGAAGUUGGGACAAGACAUUGAAGUGUUGGGAUCCUAGAGGUGCUGGUGGGAAAGAGCGUGCCCUUGUUGGGACAUAUCCACAACCGGAACGUGUGUACUCUCUUUCUCUAGUUGGCCACAGAUUGGUAGUUGCAACUGCAGGAAGGCAUGUGAAUGUGUAUGAUUUGCGCAAUAUGUCUCAACCAGAACAACGGAGGGAGUCUUCCUUAAAAUAUCAAACUAGAUGUGUGCGUUGUUAUCCCAAUGGAACAGGUUAUGCUCUUAGUUCUGUCGAAGGCCGUGUUGCUAUGGAGUUCUUUGAUUUAUCUGAGGCCAGCCAAGCUAAAAAGUAUGCAUUCAAGUGCCACCGAAAAUCAGAAGCUGGCAGAGACACUGUUUAUCCUGUGAAUGCUAUUGCAUUUCAUCCCAUUUAUGGAACAUUUGCCACUGGAGGCUGCGAUGGGUAUGUAAAUGUGUGGGAUGGAAGCAACAAGAAAAGAUUAUAUCAGUAUUCCAAGUACCCGUCUAGCAUUGCAGCGUUGUCCUUCAGCAGAGAUGGUCGUUUGCUCGCUGUUGCGUCCAGCUAUACAUUUGAGGAGGGGGAGAUACCCCAUGAACCUGAUGCCAUCUUUGUCCGCAACAUAAACGAAGUCGAAGUUAAGCCAAAGCCUAAAGCAUUGCCGGCACCUCCCUCAUAGGUUCAUUUAUUGUAGAGAAAUGAACAAGAACUUUUCCCUUGACUUUUGAGUACUUAAUUUCAUUCCACAUUUGUUGUUCUGGAGCUUUAAUCAUGUUGUCUAAUGAUCAAGCUCUGAUGGAAGAAGAGGGCUCCUUCUAACUUAGAGCAGGAAAACCUAUGGUCACAAAUCAUUGAUUAAAGUCUGUUCUUUUGUGUUUUCUUUUUAUUA